Dermochelys coriacea (leatherback sea turtle) is the source of this 1190-nucleotide messenger RNA. It is a transcript of the gene HSPB6, whose product is annotated as heat shock protein family B (small) member 6. Lineage: Eukaryota; Metazoa; Chordata; Testudines; Dermochelyidae. The record is from RefSeq and is a predicted model, not a curated record. The transcript is spliced from 3 exons. Bases 385 to 909 code for a protein of 174 amino acids. Gene Ontology annotation, molecular function: protein folding chaperone; structural constituent of eye lens. Gene Ontology annotation, biological process: response to heat; protein refolding.
GGGGGGGUGUCUGUCCAUCCCCCAGCUGGAGGGGCUGAGCUGUCUGUCUGCCUGCGCUCACAGCUUCCCUCCCCGCCCCCCCCCGUGGAACUCCUCCUCUCCCCGGGAUCCAGGCCUGCGACCUGCCCCAGACUCGGUCUGUCUCUGGUGACAGCCAGCUGGGGACGGGGGGUUCCCCACCCUGUCUGUCUGUCCGCAUCAGUGCAGUUCGGUCUGUCUGUGCUGGUCUCGCCUGGCCCCGCAGGCCUGGCAGGCAGCCCGGCCCUCCCCUUGGCCCGGUGCCCAGCCAUCCCUCCUCGCCCAGGCUUCUAGCGCCUUCCACGCCCGUGGGAUAUAAGGCCCCGACGGAGAGCGGGCGCAGAUGGACGCCCCAACCCAGCUGCCAUGGACAUCGCCAUCCAGCAUCCUUGGCUGCGCCGGCCCCUGGGCCCCGGCUUUGGCCCCUUCCUCGCCAACCGCCUCUUCGACCAGCGCUUCGGCGAGGGGCUGCUGGAGAGCGACCUGGCAGCCCUCUGCCCCACCGCCGGCCACGGCCCCCUCUACGCCCGCCCCCCUGGCGUGGCCCUGCCCGACACCGGCCUCUCCGAGAUGACACUGGACAAGGACCGGUUCUCGGUGCUGUUGGAUGUGAAGCAUUUCUCACCCGAGGAGCUGAGCGUGAAGGUGGUGGGUGACUACGUGGAGGUGCACGCCAAGCAUGAGGAGCGUCCGGAUGAGCAUGGCUACAUCUCCCGUGAGUUCCACCGGCGCUACGGGCUGCCCCGGGGUGUGGACCCCGCCACCAUCACCUCAGCCCUCUCGCCAGACGGAAUCCUCUCCAUCACGGCGCCCACCAAACCAGAGGGCAAGGCCCAGGAGCGCACCGUCCCCAUCACCUGCCAGCAGAGCCCUGCCGUCACUGGGAAAUAGGGGGCAGAAGGAUCCGCCUCUAUCCCCCCCGCCACCAGAGCCAGGGGGUUCCCCUCUGACCACUAGGGACACACCCUGGCCUGGUGGGGAUCACCUUCCUCCAGCCCCUUGGGACAGCAGAAUUUAUGGGGUUCUCCCUUUCCAGGCCUGGGGGAGCAGAGAGCUGGGAUUCGCUCCUGCCCCUUCCCCCCCACCAGCUGCUUUGCAGGAUUUUUUCUUAUCUACGGCUGGUGCUGUAUGAAGCCAGGAGCUUGGCCAAUAAACUCCACCCACCUGCUGGA